Molecule: messenger RNA, 660 nt
Organism: Rotaria sordida
Lineage: Eukaryota; Metazoa; Rotifera; Eurotatoria; Philodinida; Philodinidae
Source: the annotation of a GenBank genome assembly
AUGUGGUAUGAUGAAGAUGAACAACAAAAUCAAGGUCCAAUGAAUGGUAAAAUAACAGAAAAAAAUCCAAAUUAUGAAAAAAAGGAUAAAUGUAAUUGUAAAAAAGGAUGUUCGAAACGUUCUUGUUCUUGCUUUAAAUUUGGUAGUGGAUGUAAUUCAUCAUGUAGAUGUAGUUCAUCUUGUCAAAAUAUGUUCAAUCAUCUUGAAUAUUUCUUUGGUGAAAAUAAAAAAUAUGCUGCUAAUCCUUGUUUUUCAAAGUGGCUUGUUAAACAUGCUAAAAAUGCAGAUGGAUUGAAAAUGAUAAAUCAUGAUGAAUUACGGCAAUACAUCAUGGAAUGUGACUGUUUUUCAGACAUCAUGUCUUAUGAUGAAGAUUUGAAUGAAUGGACAAAGAAAUGGCAAACAAUUAACGAAAAUGAAAAAUUAGCUCAUACUCAAAAACUUUUUCAAAUGCUUCUAUCAGAUGAUAAAACAAUGCAUUAUUAUUCAUUUUGUCAUCAUGAUUUAUUUCAAGAAAAUUGUUAUUGGCAUUGUGUAGUAUGUCAGGAAUGUGUGAAAUGGAGAGAAUGGCAUUGUGGUGAAUGUAAUAAAUGUACCUAUGGUGUUAGUUUGCCAUGUGAAGGAUGUGGAGGAAGAAGUAAAAUGUCUGGUUUCUGUUAG